GGUCAGUGCGACGGCGCAUGCGCAGACACGAGUGGCUGUGUGAGUAUGGAAUGAAAAGGCAUUGUUUUGGUGGCUUUUUUUUUUUUUUGCUCCUAGUUUUUAGGUAAGUUGGCUGCACUUUGUGCUCAGACAUGGACCUGGACACUGUGCUGGGGAGAGUCAGGCCGGGGAGCCAUGAGGAGACUGAAUCAGCUCUGAAGGAAUACAAUGAACAGAAUCGCACCAUGUUUGAGUUUGAUCCGGCUGAUGAAGAAAAGAGAAAGAAACUCUGUGAAGCCCUUUUUGAUGUCCUGGAUAAAGGAGCGAGCACAUCCUGUCAGAUUAUAUGCUUGGAAGCUCUCCGCAUCCUCUCCAGAGAUAAGAAGGUUUUAGCUCCAGUGACCACAAAGAAAAAUAUGGAAAUCCUGAUGAAAAUGGCAAAGCUGGACCCUGAAGUGAAAACUCUGGGGGAUGCCGCCGACUUCCCCGUCAUUGUGGAGGCAUUAAAGUGUUUGUGCAAUAUCGUCUUUAAUAGUCCCGUGGCGCAAAAGCUGAGUCUGGACCUGAACUUUGCUGCCGGUCUUUGCAGGCUGCUGGAAAAAUGCAUGGACGGGCGUUCAGUGGGCGACAUACGCUGCUUCGAUCUGCGGUUGCUCUUUCUGCUUACUCUUUUACACACAGACAUUAGGGCUCAGUUAAAACAAGAACUGCAAGGACUGCCCCUACUAACCAAAACCCUGGAAAGUAUUCUGAAUGUUCAAUGGGCAGGGAAAUAUCAGGCUGUUUCUGAAAUAAAUACCCCCGCGCUAUCUCUGCAAGAGACGGACUGCACCAUAGAGGCUUUAAAAGCGCUUUUUAAUGUGACGCUGGACAGCUGGAACGUCCACAGUGAGAGUGAUGCUCAUCAGUUCCGCCACUUGGCUGCCAUUUUACGCCAUAUCGUACUAUCCCGGGGUCCAUCUGAAGACAAAACAGAGGAGCUGCACAGCAAUACGAUCAAUCUGUUGAGCAACAUUCCCGUUUCUUGCCUGGAUGUCCUCAUUAACCCUUCAGGGAAAGAAAUGUCUGCGAAUAACAAUGAACCGGAUAUGGAGGCUAUCCAACUCAUUCUGGACUUCAUGGAGAAGAGGAUCGACAAGGGCUGCAGCUAUAGAGAAGGUCUCACUCCUGUCCUCAGCUUACUCACCGAAUGUUCCAGAGCGCACCGACCCAUCCGGAAGUACAUCAAAGCCGAGGUUCUCCCACCGCUGAGGGAUGUAUCCAACAGGCCAGAAGUGGGGAUGACUGUAAGAAACAAAUUGGUGCGAUUGAUGACCCAUGUGGAUUUAGGGGUCAAGCAGAUUGCUGCCGAAUUUCUUUUUGUCCUGUGCAAAGAGAGAGUGGAUAACCUGCUGAAGUAUACGGGCUAUGGAAAUGCUGCAGGGCUUCUUGCUGCUAGAGGUCUCCUGGCUGGAGGGAGAGGUGAUCGCUGGUAUUCUGAUGAUGAGGACACCGACACUGAGGAGUACAUCAAGGCAAAACCGAACAUUAAUCUAAUAACCGGUCAUGUGGAAGAGCCAUUGCCAAACCCUAUAGAUGAAAUGACAGAGGAGCAGAAGGAAUACGAGGCAAUGAAACUCGUCAACAUGUUUGAUAAACUUUCAAGGGAAGAUCUCAUCAAACCGAUGGGAGUGAAACUGGACGGGACGAUGGUUCCGCUGCAAGAAGCCGUACGUUACGCACAGAUCGCCGAGCCGGACAGUUCAGACUCAGACUAAAAUCUCCACCUGCUGGGCUUUUCUUCUUUUUGUUUUGUUUCAUUUUUGUUGUUGUUUUUUUUUUUAUCUACAGUGAGAGAUUGCUAUUUAUACUCUUGAUAUGUCCAAGUUUUAAAGAAAUAUGAAUUUAUAAUAAUUUUUUUUUUGUUUUGUUACGUUCCCAGUGUCCCUAAAAGAGCAUUUCCCCUUUAAAAAAAAAAAAAAAACACAACUUUUUCUCCUUUGUCAAGUUCUGUUUCUCUCCUCUUUCUUAGACCAGGUUCACACAGCCGUUUUGCUCCAACACGUUCAGGGUCAGUUCGGCUCCAUGUUUUGUCGCCGAACAGACCCUAAACGGGUCAAAGCAUAACUGACACCGACUGAUCCCAUUGACCUAAAUUGGGUCCAUUGGGCAAAAAAAAGGUCAGAAAAAAGGUCGGAUUUGCAGUAUUUUUUUUUCUCUGCUCAACGCCUGUCCUUCCGACAGAGCUCCCUUACCAGCGCACAGAGGCUGUGUGAACUUAACCUUACUUAUGUCUUUUUCUGGAAAAGCUGGGUGAGUACUAAUAUGACCACCAUUACAGCACCAAUAGGGGUCACCUAGCUUACCUGCUAUCCUCAGACAUCUGUAUUAGGGUGCAUUCUUCUCCUGGAUUACGAAUCCGCCAGCCGUGUAGGGUGAGAGAAUUUCGAAACAGAGUACAGCGCUUCACUAUUAUUGAAGGUCGAGUGAUGCUUAUGCAUUUGCGCUGUUACCUUAUCCACAGAGAGAUGUGUAUAAUUUGUGGGGUCCCCCACCCCCCGAUCAUUACAAAGGACAAUUUUGUCAAUAGUAUAACAAUGCCCAUGCUUGGGCAUCACUUGCCAAUGGAAUUUUGAAGAUCGAAAAGCACUGUACUCUAUUUGACAUUCUCAUAGUGCAGUGCUUCCCAACCAGGGUGCCUCCAGCUGUUGCAAAACUACA
Hyla sarda is the source of this 2679-nucleotide messenger RNA. It is a transcript of the gene RIC8B, whose product is annotated as RIC8 guanine nucleotide exchange factor B. Gene Ontology annotation, biological process: G protein-coupled receptor signaling pathway. Lineage: Eukaryota; Metazoa; Chordata; Amphibia; Anura; Hylidae. Gene Ontology annotation, cellular component: cytoplasm; plasma membrane. The transcript has 10 exons. Gene Ontology annotation, molecular function: guanyl-nucleotide exchange factor activity; G-protein alpha-subunit binding. The record is from RefSeq and is a predicted model, not a curated record. Bases 132 to 1736 code for a protein of 534 amino acids.